This is a messenger RNA of Olea europaea var. sylvestris, 2448 nucleotides long. Its product is annotated as AAA-ATPase At5g57480-like. Bases 696 to 2261 code for a protein of 521 amino acids. NCBI's taxonomy places the organism in Eukaryota, Viridiplantae, Streptophyta, Magnoliopsida, Lamiales, Oleaceae. The record is from RefSeq and is a predicted model, not a curated record. The transcript has a single exon. Gene Ontology annotation, molecular function: ATP binding; ATP hydrolysis activity.
AGGGACUUCAUGUUGAAUUAUCACACAACAUUUACAGACCUUCUGGAGUAAGUAGAUGAAAUGCACCGAAUUCAUAGUUUUUUUAAAGUUGCUUAACAUUUUCAAGCCUGGCAGACUGUCUCAUUCAAAUUCUUCAUCAUUUUGGAGCAGAAAAAAACACUCUAAACCCUAAAUUCCAAUAAAACCCUAAAUUCCAAACCAAAAUUUAGGUCCCAUCUCUGGCCUGUUAUAUUAUGCUCUUUUGCUUUAUACAACCUUCCAAAAAUCCUUCUUGUCUCUGCUGUUUUUCUUCUACUUGCUUAUUAUGUAUAUCACCUACCACCUUUUACAUUUUCUUAAAAUUUCAUUCACACCCCACCUCUACCCCUACCGGCUACCUCUACCCUUGCACCUCAUUUCAGAAUCAGGACUUCUUUUUCCCUUAUCUUUCCCAGUGUCAUGGUCGGUAAAAAAGAUCGAAUAAUACUGAACUACUUUUUAUUGAAGUAAAAAAAAUUAAAAUCUUAUUUACCGUCAAGGUUUCAUUUUUCCUAUAUCCUAUUCAAAGAUUCAAUAUGCCAUCUGUUUUCCUCUAUAAAUCAAAGCACAAUUCAUCUCUUGCAUUCACAAUAUUCCUUCUUCCCCCACCCCCACCCCCCUCUGUCACUGUAUCAUAUACUUACUGUAUUUUACGGACAAAACGAAACCACUGAAAUAUGAAGGAGAUUUGGACAACAAUGGCAUCCAUGUUGGGUGUCUGGGCAUUCUGCCAAAGCAUUCUCCACAUUGUUUUCCCACCUGAAUUCCGCUUCGCCUCCCUCAAGUUCCUCCACCGCCUCUUCCACUGGUACUCCGCCUACUGCUACUACGACAUCACUGAAAUCGAUGGCGUCAACACCAAUGAGCUCUACAACGCCGUGCAACUCUACCUCAGCUCCUCCGCCUCCAUUUCCGGCACCCGUCUUAGCCUCACUCGGGGCCUGAAUUCUAGCUCCAUCACCUUUGGCCUUUCCAACAACGACCGCAUUGUGGACUUGUACAAAGGCGCAGCUGUCGAAUGGGAGCAUACUGUCACUCAAAGACAGUCGCAAACCUUUUCUUGGCGGCCAUUGCCUGAGGAGAGAAGAGCGUUCACUCUCAGAGUGAAGAAAAAAGAUAAACAGGUGAUUUUGGAUUCUUACUUGGAUUUUGUCAUGGAAAAAGCUAAUGAAAUACGCAGAAAAAACCAAGACAGGUUGCUUUAUACGAAUUCCCGCGGGGGUUCUUUGGAUUCAAGAGGUCACCCCUGGGAAUCUGUGCCCUUUAAGCAUCCCAGUACAUUUGAUACACUGGCAAUUGAUCCUGUGCAAAAGGCAGAAAUUAUGGCUGACCUUGUGGAUUUUGCCAAUGGUGAAUCUUUUUAUAGGAGAACUGGGAGGGCAUGGAAAAGAGGGUAUUUGCUGUACGGUCCUCCAGGAACUGGAAAAUCUAGCAUGAUUGCAGCCAUGGCUAAUUUUCUUGGAUAUGAUAUUUAUGAUCUUGAACUGACUGAAGUGAAUACAAAUUCUGAGUUAAGGAAGUUACUCAUGAAAACCAGCUCGAAAUCGAUUAUUGUCAUUGAAGACAUAGACUGUUCUAUCAAUCUGACAAACCGGAACACUGCAGGUGGUGGAGGUGCGAAUUCAGGUGGACGAAGAAAUAACAACGAUGCCUCAUCCCAUGGGAUUGAGGAUGAUGGAAAUUCAAUAACACUUUCUGGGUUGUUGAAUUUCACCGAUGGAUUAUGGUCCUGUUGUGGGAGUGAAAAGAUUUUUCUGUUCACUACAAAUCAUAUUGAAAAACUUGAUCCUGCAUUGUUAAGAAGUGGAAGAAUGGACAUGCACAUUCAUAUGAGCUAUUGUUCGUUCCCUGCACUGAAGAUUCUGCUAAAAAAUUAUCUGGGAUUUCUAGAAGAUGAAUUGCAGAAAGAAUUAUUGGAUGAAUUGGAGGGUGUAGUUAAUGAAGCAGAAAUGACUCCAGCUGAUAUCAGUGAACUUUUGAUCAAGAAGAGGAGGGAUAAAAAUAGUGCUGUUAUGGAAUUAUUGGAGGAAUUGAAGAAUAGGGUCGGAAGAAAGAGAAGGAAAUGUGGAGAAAGAAAUGGAGCGGAAGAGCAGGAGAAGAGGGCUUUGGAUGGUCCAAAAGAUGGCUGUGAUCAGUUGCAGGAAACUUGCAACAAGAAAAAUGAUGGGGGAAAUGGAUGUGACGACGACGAUAAGUUCAACCAACGGAAAGAGAGACGUGGUAGUGCGGCUAGUGCCCGGUAGACUAUCACCAUCACCUUUACUAAUGGAUGGAAUUAUCAGAUUGUCACAAAUAUUUUCAACUUGUUGAGUGUAAGAAAUGUUUGGUAGUCCAUAUUAAACAAUAUUAUAUAUGUAAAAUGAUUUGUACACGGCAAUAGGCAAUUCAAGUGCCACUUAGUUUUGCCUAGACAAUGAAUCUUGAUUUAGU